AUGAGAAAGAAGUAACAAUUGAUAACAAUGGAAAAAGAGAAUGAUUCUUCUUUACCUACAACAGCAAUUGCAUCUUAAAAAAGUAAAGAUAUCAGGCAAUUAUUUUGAAAGAGUUUCCCAAUAAGGAAUUGGAGAAUGACCUACUUGAGUACAAAGCCAAAAUGAUCAACCAUAUUGAGAAUAGAAUUUUGCAAUCAUAAAAGAAGUUAGAAGACUCCAUACGAGAGGAAAUGGAGCAAUUUGAAUAAUAGAUUUCAAAAACUAUUCAUGAUUUAAGAGAUGAUCAAUAUGACCACAAAGUAAGUUCAAUAAAUCAUGAGGAAAAAUAAAUGGAAAAAGUGUUUAGGUAUGAAUUGAAUCAAAAUUAAAUAGAUAUAAACCUUCUCUUUUGUCUGAAAUGAUGAAAUAGUCUGAUUAUAAAACUCUUUACCAUAUGAUGAUGGCUAGUAUGUUUAUUUUGAUGGGAAACCUAUGGAUAUAAGACUAUCUGGAGAGAGGCAUCAUAUUUGACAUGGAUACAUUCUUUUGGUGCUUUUAGACUCCAUUGUUAGUAGCAGAAAUUUGGUUUGCUUUAGUUUUAUCCAGUUACUUUACUGUGUAUUGGGUGAUCCACUGUUACUAAAAUAAGAUAAAGCCAUUCACAGCUAUUCUUGUAUUCAGUCUACAAUAGGUGAUAAGCAUUAUGGCAGCUUGUUAUAUGACAACUGCUUGGGUGGUAAUGAAACUAAAUUAAAAUAGAAUGGGUUUGGAUCAAGGAUGAUUGUGAUGUGUGAAGCAGUCAGAAUGAUGAUGAAAAACUAUUCUUAUGCUCGUAAUAAAAUGCUUUAUUGUACAGAGAAUAAAUAUAAAUAUUUUAUUCUUUAAUCUUUCGGAAAUAAAGGAAUCACUAAACAAAAUGCUUUGCUUCCCGACAUCAAUAUACAAUCCCUUACUUACGAACUCAAGAGGUACACUUAUUUCUUCUUGGCUCCAACCUUGUUAUACCGAGACUAUUACGUGAAAGCUCCCAACUACUCAAGGAAAAAAGUGAUCAUAGAAUUCGCCAAUUUCUUUUUGUGUAUUUAUUAUGGGUUUAUUCUAUUCAGAUCAUUCUGCAAAGAGCCAAUACUUUAAUUGAGGUAUUGUAUUAAAUAAUCAGUAGAGAAAACUUGACUUUGAUGAAUUUUAUUGUAACUUUGUACAAAUUGAUGAUGCCGUCUACUUUUUCACUCGUUCUGGUCUUCUUUGGAUUACUUCACAGUUGGUUUAAUGGAUGGGCAGAACUAUUGAGAUUUCCAGACAGAACAUUCUAUCAUGAUUGGUGGACAGCCUCUGAAUUUGGAUAGUAUUAUAGAAAAUGGAAUGUCAUAGUUCAUGAAUUCCUCUACUAUUACGUUUAUUUGGAUAGCGAGAAAUUGAGUUAAGGAAAGAGAAGCAGACUCUUUAGGUAAUUGAUCACUUUUGGUUGCUCUGCAGUCAUACAUGAGAUCAUUCUUACUUUUGCCUUAGGUUUUUUCUACCCUAUAUGUUUUCUUUUAUUUACUGGGCCAGGUAUUUUAUUCAUUUAGGCUAAGGGAAUCUUUAAAUAGGUAUUUCUCAUCAUUAUAAAAGGGUUGGUUUAACAUUUUAUUUUGGGUUUUGAUGUAUAUUGGAACUUCUGUUAUGAUCACCUUGUACUUGACUGAAUAUUAUGCGAGGAUUCUCAUUAAUGAAAGUUUAGUUGAGUAAAGAUGGGGAAUUAUCUAAUAUCUGAUUCCUAGAACAUUUUAUUUAAUCACAGGAAAUUGA
Molecule: messenger RNA, 1767 nt
Organism: Paramecium octaurelia
Lineage: Eukaryota; Ciliophora; Oligohymenophorea; Peniculida; Parameciidae
Source: the annotation of a GenBank genome assembly